Molecule: messenger RNA, 905 nt
Organism: Leptonychotes weddellii (Weddell seal)
Lineage: Eukaryota; Metazoa; Chordata; Mammalia; Carnivora; Phocidae
Source: RefSeq, a predicted model, not a curated record
UGCCUACGUUCCACCAGGAACUUGCCACCCCGACUCCUGCCUCGGCCCUCCCUUCCUUGCUCACUGACCCUUCUCUCUCUCGCCCCGGUGUUUGCCACAGACGGGUUCCCAGUGAGGCGUCCGAGCUACCGGGAGCCCAACCUGAGCCAGAAGCCCCGGUUCCUGGUGGGCCUGCGGACCCACCUGCUGCCACAGGGCUGUGAGUGCUGCAUGAGCUGUGCAGUGCAUGGCUGGCCGCGGCCCCACGUCACCUGGUUCAAGGACGGCCGGAGCCUGGCGGGAAACGCCGCGGUGUACAGCGCCGAUGUGCUGGGCGUGUGCUCCCUCAUCAUCCCCAGCGUCUCCCCCAAGGACAGCGGCCGGUACAAGAAUCUAGCUCCUAGCCCCGCCUCACCCCGGGAUGGCCCUGUCUGGCUCCACAGCCAUGGGAUGAUGACAGAUCCUCAAAACUUCGCUCUUGACACCAACACUGACCCAGAGAGCCGGUCCUGAAGGAUGGAGGACACUGGUCAUGCCCAGAGCCCCAGGGAGGCAGCAGUGAGGAGCAGGAGGGCGUGGAGUCCUUUGGGGAAGAAAAAGAAGAGGGGAGGACAUUCAGCCUCUCCACCCCAAGCCAAGUCCCUGAACAUGACCAUGAACCUCCUCCACUCUCUCCACGGGAGCUUCUUUCUUCUCCACUUCUUCUGGGAGAUCGGGAGAUCCGGACAGAACCUGUCUGCAAGAGGGAGGCCAACUCCUUGUUUUCCGGAAGCGGAUUCCUGGAGGGAGAGCAGGAAGAGUUGGGCCUGCUGUGAGCACACGAGGGAGGAAUGAGGAGGUCAGAGGACCUGAGUGAGGGCCAGGGCAUCCAGGGCAUGUGUGGAGGGGGGCUUUCUGUACUUUUCAUCAUUAAAACGUUAGGCUGA